Molecule: messenger RNA, 1758 nt
Organism: Naegleria fowleri
Lineage: Eukaryota; Heterolobosea; Eutetramitea; Acrasida; Naegleriidae
Exons: 1
Coding region: 1-1758 (585 amino acids)
Biological process (GO): cilium assembly
Cellular component (GO): axoneme; ciliary basal body
Source: RefSeq, a predicted model, not a curated record
AUGCCCUCGUCGACAAGCAUUCCUUUCGGAUCUUCCUCUUUGAGAGGAUCGAGUCGAGAGACCACUCCCACUCAUGACUAUCAAGAUGAAGAGUCGGACAUGAUGAAAAGCUCAGCAAAUUCUUCACCGUUUAUUCAACCGUCUCCCAUCAAUAAUAACAUGAUUUCUUCUCCGAGAAAUUUUACUUCCGACGAACAAAACACAACCAAUAAUUCAUCCUUGAAUCUAGGUUUAAAAUCUAAUUUAAUGAAUAAUAGAGAAAAUUUUUCAAAAUAUCCUGAUCUGCCCAAUUUUGAGCUCUACGAGUUCGAUGAAAUGGAGGAGGUGCUUGAGCGAAUCAUUAAGGAAAAUGAAUUUGUUGAGGAGGAAUUGUAUAUUUAUGAAGCGUUCUUAAAGAAAAUGUCGGAACGAUCUGGAGUUACAGCUGCGGCAGCUUCCAACAGCACAGACAAGGAUAACCACAAUUCAUCAUCAGCACUCAUCAACACGAGUAAUGUUCGUGCAUCAUCAGAUACUCAAAACAACCCUAAUCAAGUCUCACAAGAUAAAAGCAAACAUGAAUCCUCGAAAACGAACAUCCAAAAGUCUCAACAAGCACCAAAUAACAAUUCUGGAGGCCUAACAGCAGAAUCCAUGCAAGAUGUGACCGGCCCUCUUGAGAACCGCCUCGUUCGAAGAAAAUCCAUGGACAAUAUUUCUGUUUCGUCAUUCGACGAUGCAAGUGACGAUGCAAGCAGUGUGGUGAGUAGUGGAACGACAAACACGGCCGGAAAAAAGAAGAAGAAACGAAGACAGGCAGUUCAAGAAUAUCAAUUGACGUAUGAAAACAAAAUUGAAAUUGCCCUUAAAGCAAUUGACAUUCUCCGAAACACAAUCGAAAAGGAAAACAAAAUAUAUGAGAAAGAAAUUGAAAGUAUGCGAGCUCGAGUUCAAGAAGCAGACUUGGAAAUUGAGGAGGUAGACAAGGAGCACCUUGAAUUUCGAAAAGAAGUCGUAGAACCAAGAGACAAUGGAAAGAAUGCAAAAGACGGAGGGCUCUAUUCACAAUUCAUUGCCGCUGAAAAAAUUGUACAGUACUUUAAGAAUAAGCAGCAACAAAAGGACACUCUUAUUCACAAAUUGAAACUGAAAAUAAGUGAAGUAAGGGCCGUCGUUAACAAAUCGAAAGGUCAACUCGAGUCACGAGAGCAAUCUGGUGAUCAACUAACUAAAACUGAUUUCGAUCAACUCAAAAUUGAGAAUGGACUCAUGAAUAACAAAAUCGAUGAGAGGAACAAUGAACUUGUCGAGUUAAAGCUGAACACGGGGGCUCUUUUACAGAAACUCUCUGCCCUCACUGAAAAACUCAACAAACUCACUCAAGAUUCUAAAUGGUAUCAAAAAGAAAUUGAAAAGAACAGAAAGGACUUGGAAUCACUCAAGGAAGAAAUUGAGUUCGUGCUCAAGGACAAGGACAUUGAAUUGAGUAGAAAUCAGAAAAUGGUUGUCCAGCACGAACAAGUAAAAGUUCCUGAAAUUCUCACCUACAUUAAAAUGAAAGCAGAACUCGAUCAAGUCCGUAAAGAGGUCACGAAUUGGCAACGAAAAGUAGAAAUUCAAUCCAUGAAUGAGAGCAAAUUGCGAAAGAAACUGCAAGGUCUCUUGAUGAGCAAUGGAAAUCCAAGAAUUGCCUCAGCAGGAUCCUCUAAAAGUGACUCGAGUUUGAGUGGAAUACUGACAACCAACAACCAGCUCUCAAAUAAACAACUUUUCAAAUAG